CUUGUAACGAUAAUUUUAAUAAAGUAAACAAAACAGGAAAUGAAUUUUAAUUUACCAAAGUUUUCAGAGUUUUAUAAAUUUGUGCUUGUCGAUGAGUUAGUUCUGUGUAAUAAUCCGGCUUUAAUUCACUACGGAAAAUGUUCUGUUAUUGGGUAUCUUUCAAGCAGCAUCUGUGUUGAAUCAAUUUCCAUUCCAAACAUUAAAAGACAUCUUCAGAAACCAGAUUGUACCUACAAAGUUCCUCUUAUCAUAGAUUUCACACCUUCGAAUUACUUGAAUUCAACUGUUGAGGUUUUUGGUGAAGUUAAGCUGCAUGAUGAAUUGCUUGAAAAUAGUUAUGAAACCUCACACAGUCUUAUUCAUAAGCUUAGAAAUCUCCAAAUAAAGCUAGAAAGUGAAAAAGGCUUACCAACUCGCGAACCAAGUGGGACUAAUGAUAAAGGAAUGCAUCCGUCAGUUUUGAGACAUUUACAAAGAGAAAUUGAACAAUAUAAAAAGACCUUUAAACCAGUAGUUCAAGUUCAUACUAUCAGGCAUCUUCAAGAAGCUAGAGAAGUUUUAUCAGAAAAUCUCAAUUAUCGUAUUAUACAAAGUUGUAAAAACAAAAAAUAAAAACAAUUUAAUUUAAGGUCCUAUGAUAAACC
Molecule: messenger RNA, 644 nt
Organism: Clunio marinus
Lineage: Eukaryota; Metazoa; Arthropoda; Insecta; Diptera; Chironomidae
Source: the annotation of a GenBank genome assembly